GCACUCUCACUUUGGCACACCGGUUCCGUGCACCGAUCACCCACCGCGACAUCCUCAGUUCCGCGCUAUCCGCAUAGCCGCCGCCGGGAAACCCCCGAUUCCAGAAUCCUCCAGUGUCGGAAUCCGCUCCCAUCCCCCAGCAACCCCAGUGCCCGAGGUCUAGGGGGCAAGAUGCGAGCCCUCCAACCCCCGCCCCCCGUGCGCGAGUGUUUGUGACAGUGAUGGUGAAGUUCAGUGGAAAUGGAUUUUCUUAGGCCCCCACGGCCGUGUCUCCGCUGAAUAGGAUCAGGACGAGGAUUUGCACUUAUAAGUCCACCCAGCAUAAAUGAUAUACUGAGACGAUGCACUUGAAAAGACUGGUUAGGUUCGGACGAAUCUAUGAAAUCUACUCGAAACAUCUACACCUACUAUUACUAAUAAUACUAGGCCUCAUAAAUGCUAGUUAUAGUAUAUCUAUGUCAACAAUAUUAGAAAGACUUGACACAUUUGCUCAACGUAGAUUUUCAAAUUCCACAAGUAGUGGGAACCCAUUGUGGAACGAACUGAUAGAUCGAUGCGGGAGCACGACGUCCUUCUCCUGCGUUCAAAGUAGUAUAUUUAAUUACCUAGACUCGAGAAUACUGAGCUCUAAUUUUUUCAUCACCGACGGUAUAUACUUUGUUAGGAACUCAAACAAAUAUGGCGACCUCCUCGGUCCCCACCACCCUACCACCUCGCAAUUUUAUAGUGUUAAUAGUAGUCUUAGUUUGUACAAUAAAUCGUCUCUACUUAGUCCGAAAUCUAGUACCGCCAACCAGCUAACGACGAGUCCGUUCGUCGUGACGCCAAGCAAUGUAGAUAGUUAUUUAGAAUCGAUACCAAAAACUAGUGUGUUAAGUAAUACGACUGUAGGAGACUCAAACGAAAGGGUAGAAAAACAAGCGGGUGACUUGAACGCGGGUGUAGAAAAGCAGGGGAGCACCGAACCUCUUCCGGAUGUUGAAUCGACGACGUUGCCCACGAAUUUUGAGGAGGAAGAGAAGGAGGAGGAGGAGGAGGCAGACACAUCAUUCGGGGAGUUUGUCGAUUCAGUUGAGGAGGCGGAGAACACGAUAGGAGGAGAGAAGAGCCACAGAGAAGACCGAUCUUUCACGCCUGACGGAGAGUCACAUCGAUCAAUCCACGACCUGAGUGAUGUUCUUUACGAGAAGGGUUUGAGCUACUUGAUGACGCAUGAUCUGCAAGUGCAUCUCCCUCAGAUGAUGUUUGGAGGAGGUCGCGUCAAGAUCUCGCCGAAAGGCUUUGAUGAGGACGGAGGGGCCAUCAUCAAGCUCAACAUCGACCCUGAUCCAGAACAGCCUGCUGAGGGCCGAAUCUUCAAGAAAUUUAUCCAGAAGCUGUUCAAGAAGAAAUUGAUGUCGAGCUUCAUGGCGCUGAUGUUGAUCAUGAAACUUCUGAAGAUCAAGAUGAUGUUCCUGCUGCCUUUGAUCGUGGGCGUGGGCACGGCGAAAAAGAUCCUCCUCAAAGUCCUUCUCUUCCUCUUCCCCGCCCUCUCCCACCUUUUCAAACUCUGCUCCUACUACCACCACCACGCCGCCAAGUUCCAUCUGCACCAUCACAAGGUAAAGGUUAAGCACCAUCACCAUCAUAUUCCGGUUCCGGUACCAGUGCCUGCACCGCCGAAGCACGUGUACCACCACCACCACUCGCCGCCACCCACGUACGAGGAACCAGAGUACCCGGGACCGCCGAUCCAUGGCAGCUUCCCUGGAGAUUCACACGAAGUCGAGCCCCCUGGCCCCUACGACGCCGGUCCAGAAAUCCACGGUCCUUCUGGACCCGGAUCUGGGCCUUACUACCCCCGCAACGAUGUAGCAGCAAACACGAUGCAGCAGCACAGCGACGAGUUCGCGAGUUGGGGUCUGAACGAGUUGUUCUCGAACACGGAGUCGCCAGGAGUCUACUCAGCGGUAGCACAGUCGUACGCCCACCUGUUCAACCCGCAGUACCCGCAGGCCUCUGCCGCCAACAACCCCAAUGCCAUCCCCACCGCGGCCCCCGUCCCACCCCACGCUCAAUCACCCUCCCUCAACUCCUUCUACCAAGGCUCCAACGAGAAGAACUUCAACACCGGCUACAAAACCCAACAGAGUAAAGGAAGCACGCUAGGCGUAAAAGGUGACGGCCUUUCAACGUACUACAGCAGCAACGACUACCCGAACCGGUACGCAACGGCGACAGCAACGACAGCAAGUCCGGCUCUACAGCCCGUCUACGACUCUUUCUACAGCCCGAUAUUGGAGAGGAUCGACGACGUUCUCCUCGGCAUGGGCGUCUCGGACGAGCCCUGCAAAGAGAGGGUUAUCUGCAGCAUGUACAAGACCCCCGCUCGAUUCAGCCCGCACAGCAAUCUCGUCUCCGCUGAGCUUAGCCGAGAUCCCACGGAGCUUCAAAGGCCAUCUUACACAAACGCAGCAGUGGUGCGCUUCUACAAGUACGUUCAAGCUGCCCGAGAUGGUCAAGACUUCAAAGACUGCUUGCGACUUUACCCGAGCUGUGCCAUCAAAACAGAGUGAGACAGCCCAUCUGAAUCACAAAUCACCUCUAUAACUCAGGGCAAUUAUCGUCAUUGGGACGUCAUCGCACUCCAUUUUCAGGGAAUUCUACGGAACUUCAUUGAAAUUUCCAUGGAAGAUAUUUUAAAAAGAAGACUGUAUCCCUCAAAAUAGUUUUAAAAUGAAAAGGAAUCUUCAAAAACCUUCUUAAAUAACAAUGAAAGUUCUUCGCAAUCAAAGGACAAUUGUAGAGACCACGAUAAUGUCUAUUGGGCUCUUUUUUAUUUUCUAUUUUUCCAUUAAAGAAUGAGACCUUUUUCAUUUCAGACAAUAAUGAGAAGCAGAAAAGCAACAACCUAGACUAUCAAGAAUAAUAUCUUUUCAAGCAUUGAUUGCAGAGAUAAUUGAACAUCAGUUGUAAACUUUUUUUUGCUUGAUUAAGUAUUUAAAAAUUGGAAUUCGACUGAAAAUUUGACAAUUUUGCAACCUGUCUACAUGUUUUGCUCCUGUCCUGACUCAUACGCACAGUUCAGUAUAGGUUUACUGUAACGAAUUCCAAAGUCAUCUUAAAUAAUAUAAUAAGACUGAUUGGUGUCAAUUGAUAAAAAAAAAUAAGUAGGUAAGUGAAAAAGGCGUACUUGAUUUCACAAUUAUUGGCAUAGUAAUGUCGUAAUUUUAGUGCCUAUGGUGUUUUCGAACAAGUUGACUAUGCCAUCUGUGACCGUGCGUAGUUUAUGCAGGCAUAUGAAUAAAUAUCAUAACUGACGCAAUUAGAUCACAAAAUAAUCAAUCUGUCGUAUAGGUAAUCGAUAGGAUACAAAAAGGUCCCAGUAAUGAUAAUAAUUCCUCAUACAUAUACUUUAUGCGUGAAUCUACUCAGGGUCAAAAGUGUGAAAGAUUUCGGACGAUUUAGUAUUAUUUUUCAAUUAAUUUGUUCCAAAUCUUAAAGAAUUCUAUAAACUAAAGCAGUGACACUUUUACAUCUGUUCUGUUGUCGUGAAAUCACCCGCAUAUAUGAGACCCAUCUUUCCCCACCGAUAUCAUUCAGUCUUGGCACUUAGAAUGCGGCACGGACUGAGACGUUUUCGGUUUACACAAUUUGAAAAAAAAAAACGAAUUGAGGUGGAUCGGUAUAUUUUGGAAAUCAGAUGCAGUUUAAAUGGGUUUAUUUAAUAUCACCUAAGUAAUCUGUAUGCAGAAAGUGUUCAUACGGCCAAAAAUGGACUAAAUGCGAAUAUAUCGUUCACAAUUACGCGUAUUUAAGGAAUAAUGUGGCCUUCAUUCGAAAUGUUGAUAAAAUUUUCAAUUUUCAUUGGUCUUCAGAAUUUUGGUGUGUUAACUUUAGUUUUACACUGUUAACUGUUACAAGAGGUAUUGAUAAGUGGUUAAGAAAUUUUGCUUGAUAAUGGCACUUACUUUCUUAUCGGAGCGGUUUGUGCAAUUUAGAAUAGAUCAGCCAAAAAGCACUCGCUUCACAAUAAUCGAGCAAUUUCAUUUCGAUAGAAAAGCAUGCGUGUGAGUAGCAGCUUCUGAUUUGAGGCUCCUCUGAUUUUGUGCAUUGAGACGUCCUCGAAUGAAGCGUCACCGAAAGAAAAACAGGAAAGAAAGAAACAAAUCAGCAACUUCGUGUUAGUAUCAGAAAAGUAUCCACGAAAUUUCAUACCCUGGCAUUUUUAGAUUCAACUAUAGUUCUUACGACGUCCAUGUAAAACUUCCUUUGUCAUGCCUUAAAACAGCACACUGAACAUAGUAUUUUGCCUCAUUUUAUCAAGUUAUCUCCCAUUUUUUCCUGUUAAGUGUAGACUUGUCGAUUCUCUCAGGAGAUUUUUGUACAACGUGUCAAAUGAUAUUUAUCGUCCGACACGCACUUAUUCUUGAGGUGAGGUCCUCUUUUGACCGUAGCAUCUGAAAAUCAAUGUAGUUACAAAUAGCAUAAAUUAAUCAAUCUCUGAUUAAAACAAUUACACCGCUGUUUGGUAUUUUGUAAUUUUUAUUCGUGUGCCUUUGUCAAAAUUAAGCCACGUAUGUAGGCAUUUUCAAUGUAUUAAUUUAUUGAAUUUUACUAAUUUAUUUGUAUAUAGUGUAAAUAAAAAUUUAUUUAUUUA
Messenger RNA from Bemisia tabaci, 4639 nucleotides. NCBI's taxonomy places the organism in Eukaryota, Metazoa, Arthropoda, Insecta, Hemiptera, Aleyrodidae. The record is from RefSeq and is a predicted model, not a curated record.